AUGAAAAGCUUUUCAGCAAUUUUCAUUGCCUUUGCACUCUUUCAUGAAUUUGUGGAGAGUUCCUCGUUGCCCCUCAAAGUCAACAAUACUUACAAUUCAAGUCAACCACUUGGUACUAAGUGCACUCUAACGGGGACAUACAGAAAGGGAACCGAUAUCUCUUUAUGCAGCAAGAUCACAGUCAGUUCGUUGACUGUUCCGGCUGGUGUUACGCUGGACCUGAGUAAAGCCAAACGCGGAACUAUCAUCGAGUUUGUCGGCACCACUACUUUUGGCACAAAAAUGUGGGAUGGACCUCUUGUGCGUGUUACUGGAAUUGACCUCCAGGUAAAAGGAUCAGGUAUUCUAGACGGUCAAGGGGCUCGGUAUUGGAAGAAAGGCCAAUCGAUCACACGUCCAGUUUUUUUUAAACUUCUAGGCGUCAUGACGUCAACGAUAUCUGGUCUUACCCUUAAAAAUAUGCCAUAUCGUACCUUCAGCAUCGUCAAUUGCAAGAAAACGACACUUACUGGUCUCACUCUUGACUCGAGUGCCGGUAAUGGCAUCGCAACGAACACGGACGGAUUCGAUCUGACCAAAAAUGACCAAAUCACGAUUACAGGCAACAUCAUUCGCAACCAAGAUGACUGUCUAGCUAUGCAGUCGAGCACAAAUACAGUGUUUACCAAUAAUUGUUGCUACAAUGGUCACGGAAUUUCGAUUGGAUCUAUUGGCGGACAAGCUGUCGACGAGUCGACAACAGUUCAAGGUCUAUUAGUUCAAGGCAAUACGAUCCAGGAUAGUGAAAACGGUCUUCGUAUCAAAGCUAUCAUUGGACUUCAAGGGCUUGUCUCCAAUGUGAAAUACAUUAACAACAAGGUUGUGAACGUGAGGAAUGCUAUCGUCAUCCAUUCGGACUACAGUAAGGCCAGAGGUCGCUACACAGGCGCUCCAACUAGUAAGGUUACCAUUUCGGGGGUCACCAUUUCGGGUCUUUCAGGUUCAGCCUCUAAACUGUACGACAUUGGCGCUAAUCCCGAUUGCGUAUCGGGCUUGGACUUUUCGGGCUUGUCGUUGAGUUACUCACUUCGGGGAACAAUUUCAGGCCUUGCCGCUAACAUAAAGAUUUAG
This is a messenger RNA of Plasmopara halstedii, 1110 nucleotides long. Its product is annotated as polygalacturonase, putative. The transcript has a single exon. Gene Ontology annotation, biological process: pectin catabolic process. Gene Ontology annotation, cellular component: extracellular region. Bases 1 to 1110 code for a protein of 369 amino acids. Lineage: Eukaryota; Oomycota; Peronosporomycetes; Peronosporales; Peronosporaceae. The record is from RefSeq and is a predicted model, not a curated record. Gene Ontology annotation, molecular function: polygalacturonase activity.